Messenger RNA from Tupaia belangeri chinensis (Chinese tree shrew), 1512 nucleotides. RefSeq names its product arsenite methyltransferase (gene AS3MT). Gene Ontology annotation, biological process: toxin metabolic process; arsonoacetate metabolic process. The coding region runs from base 191 to 1318 and encodes 375 amino acids. Gene Ontology annotation, molecular function: arsenite methyltransferase activity. The record is from RefSeq and is a predicted model, not a curated record. Gene Ontology annotation, cellular component: cytosol. Lineage: Eukaryota; Metazoa; Chordata; Mammalia; Scandentia; Tupaiidae. The transcript is spliced from 11 exons.
ACGGGAACUCCAGACUCUCAGGCGCGAUUUGGUCAGUCCGUGAAGGGGCUUCUCACGGAGAAGGUAAACACCUGUGGAACAGACGUGAUCGCGCUCACCAAGCAGGUGCUGAAGGGGUCCCGGAGCUCGGAGAAGUCCGGAAGUCCACCAGCUCCCCCUCGGUUUCAGCAACCUUUUGGCCUUACCAGCAAUGGCCUCCUCCUGUGAUGCCGAGAUUCAUAAGGACGUGCAGCUCUAUUACGGGCAGGAGCUGAAGAAAUCCACGGACCUCAGGACCAAUGCCUGUACCACCACAGCCAGGCCAGUCUCCAGGCACGUCCAGGAAGCCCUGAAGAAUGUACACGAAGAAGUGGCCUUGAGAUAUUACGGCUGUGGUCUGGUCAUCCCUGAGUGUCUAGAAAGCUGCUGGAUUUUGGAUCUGGGAAGCGGAAGUGGCCGAGAUUGCUAUGCGCUUAGUCAGCUGGUUGGUGAGAAGGGCCAUGUCACUGGGAUAGACAUGACCGAAGGCCAGGUGGAAGUGGCUAAAAAGUAUCUUGACUUUCACAUGGAGAAAUAUGGCUUCCAGGCAGCCAAUGUGACUUUUAUCCAUGGUUACAUUGAGAAGUUGGGAGAAGCUGGAAUCAAGAAUGAGACUUACGACAUUGUUAUAUCGAAUUGUGUCAUUAACCUUGUGCCGGAUAAACAAGAAGUGCUGCGGGAGGCGUAUCGCGUGCUGAAGCAUGGUGGGGAGCUCUAUUUCAGUGACGUCUAUGCUAGCCUUGAAUUGCCGGAAGAAAUCAGGACACAUAAACUUUUAUGGGGUGAAUGCCUGGGCGGUGCUUUGUACUGGAAAGAUCUUGCCAUUCUUGCCCAAAAAGUUGGGUUCUGCCCUCCACGUUUAGUCACUGCCAAUCUAAUUACAAUUCAAAACAAGGAACUAGAAAAAAUUAUUGGUGACUGUUGUUUUGUUUCUGCAACAUUUCGCCUCUUCAAACUCUCUAAGGCAGCACCAACUAAAAGAUGCCAAGUUAUUUACAAUGGAAGAAUCACAGGACAUGAACAGGAGCUGAUAUUUGAUGCAAAUUUCACAUUUAAGGAAGGUGAGGUUGUUGAAGUGGAUGAAGAAACAGCAGCUAUCUUGAAGCAUUCACGAUUUGCUCAGGCUUUUGUGAUCAGACCGAGAGAAGAGAAAUGCCCAACAUCUGGAGGCUGUUCCUCUGUCGAGUCAAAGGAUAUGAUUACGGAUCCAUUUAAGCUUGCCGAAGGGUCUGGCGAUUUGAACUCUAGACGCCCCCCUGGUGUAGCCGGAGGCUGCUGUGGUACAAAGAAAAGCUGCUAAAUCGGAUGGCCGGAGCCGCAGUAGGGUGGGGGAGGCUGAAGAAUGCGUCACCUGUUUUAAAACUUGCUCUUCCCUCUAGCAUAGACCAGAAGAAAGAAGAAGGGGCAAACAGGCACCAUAUUCCAGAUCACUGAUAAAAAGAAGAGAAUUAUUUUUAGAAGGUAUUAAAUUGGUUGAUAGCAAAUCCAGAAAAA